Fragaria vesca subsp. vesca is the source of this 546-nucleotide messenger RNA. Its product is annotated as mitochondrial import receptor subunit TOM7-1-like. The transcript has a single exon. The coding region runs from base 57 to 278 and encodes 73 amino acids. NCBI's taxonomy places the organism in Eukaryota, Viridiplantae, Streptophyta, Magnoliopsida, Rosales, Rosaceae. Gene Ontology annotation, biological process: protein import into mitochondrial matrix. Gene Ontology annotation, cellular component: mitochondrial outer membrane translocase complex. The record is from RefSeq and is a predicted model, not a curated record.
AGAGAGAGAGAGAGAGAGAGAGAGAGAGAGAGAGAGAGAGGCUCGCACUGUGAUCAAUGGCGUCGAGGGUUAGCUUGAAGACCAAGGGCAAGUCCACCGGCAAGGGCUCCAAGGGUUCCGACGAGCGGUCAAUUACUCAGGCCGUCAAGGAGUGGACCAACUGGACCAUGAAGAAGGCCAAGGUCGUCACUCACUAUGGAUUCAUUCCUCUCAUCAUCAUCAUCGGGAUGAACUCGGACCCCAAACCCCAACUCUCUCAGCUUCUCAGCCCCGUCUGAGAUCCGAUCGGGUCGGGUCGGGCGCGAUCGGUGGGUUCAUGGGUCGGCGCAUAUCCGUCGAAUCUACAUGGUGUGUGUUUCAGGGGGUACUUUAGGGAGGAAGCUCAUAGUUUUUAGUAUGUUUAUUUUUGUCGAAUAUUGGUGUAUGCUUUUGGCAUGACGAAUUGGGUUUAUUUUUCAAUGGGAAUUUUGCUUUUGUAAUUUGCGUUUAUAUAAUGGAUUGCUGCUUCAUGAAUAAUUUUUCUUGUGGUUCAGUUUUUUGUUGUUU